ACUCCACAUCCACACACACAUUAAAAUCACUCACUACAAGGCUUGCAUUUGCCAAGUAUACUUUGAAAGCAGCCUCUAGUUCCUUCUCAGUUCUCACUGUCUCUCCUGAAAGGUUUGUAGAGGGAAAAGUAAAGAGAGAUGGCAGCUGCUGCAACAUCUGGUGCUGUGUUAAAUGGCCUAGGAUCUUCCUUCUUGUGUGGAGGAAAUAGGAGCCAAACCUUGCUGGCUUCUGCUGCUGGAGCCAAAGCUGGUGCUGCUGUUAGUCCUAAAAGACUUAUUGUAGCUGCUGCUGCUGCUGCACCAAAGAAGUCAUGGAUCCCUGCUGUUAAAGGUGGUGGGAAUCUCGUCGACCCAGAAUGGCUUGAUGGAUCGCUACCUGGUGACUUUGGUUUUGACCCACUAGGCCUAGGAAAGGACCCAGCGUUCCUCAAAUGGUACAGAGAAGCUGAGCUCAUUCAUGGAAGGUGGGCAAUGGCUGCAGUUUUGGGCAUCUUUGUUGGCCAAGCAUGGAGUGGAGUUCCAUGGUUUGAGGCUGGAGCUGACCCCAAUGCAAUUGCUCCUUUCUCCUUUGGUUCUCUUCUGGGCACCCAGUUGAUUCUCAUGGGGUGGGUAGAGAGCAAGAGAUGGGUGGACUUCUUCAACCCAGAUUCUCAGUCGGUGGAAUGGGCCACUCCAUGGUCUAAGACUGCUGAGAAUUUCGCCAAUUACACCGGUGAUCAAGGCUACCCAGGUGGCAAAUUCUUCGAUCCAUUGGCCUUAGCUGGCACUCUCCAAGAUGGAGUUUACAUUCCAGACAAGGAGAAGCUGGAAAGAUUGAAACUUGCUGAGAUCAAGCAUGCCAGGCUUGCAAUGUUGGCCAUGCUGAUUUUCUACUUUGAGGCUGGACAAGGGAAGACCCCCCUUGGUGCUCUAGGCUUGUAAACAAAACAAUUCAUGUAGAUAAUUGAAUUUGAGUUGCUAGACAAUGAAAAUGAACCUUAGUUCUGUGUUACCCCAUGAAAAUUCCAAUUCUAUGCUUUGAUAUUGUAUGUGAA
Lotus japonicus is the source of this 1034-nucleotide messenger RNA. Its product is annotated as chlorophyll a-b binding protein CP24 10A, chloroplastic. Gene Ontology annotation, biological process: photosynthesis, light harvesting in photosystem I; response to light stimulus. The record is from RefSeq and is a predicted model, not a curated record. NCBI's taxonomy places the organism in Eukaryota, Viridiplantae, Streptophyta, Magnoliopsida, Fabales, Fabaceae. The transcript has 2 exons. Gene Ontology annotation, cellular component: membrane. The coding region runs from base 139 to 921 and encodes 260 amino acids.